Symbiodinium pilosum is the source of this 4522-nucleotide messenger RNA. The record is from the annotation of a GenBank genome assembly. Lineage: Eukaryota; Dinophyceae; Suessiales; Symbiodiniaceae.
GCGAGCUGUGUCAGCUGAAGCUGAGAAGCUGGAAAGUGAGAGGCAUGCAAGGCUUGAAGUCCCUGAGCCAUCUGUUCAGAGGCAAGGUGAGCAGUUUGAUAUCAUACAGUCAGCUUUGGGCGCAGUGUCUCACUUGCAAAGGAGGCUUUGCUUGUUUGCUCGGCAGCAGAUGGCCAAGCCACCCAGACCUGACGUCAACAAUCCAUUCGUAUCAGUCAUGCAGACCUCGCAAAAUGUGACCUCAUGGAAGGCCAAAGCAAUUACUUUUGAAAAGACCAUCAAGACAGUGCAGAAGGAUUACACACGGGCAGCCGAGGCACUGCUGCAGUCUGCCAGCUUUCUUUGGCAUCUCACGUUACAAAGAUUGGUUUCCAUGAUUGAUGAGCAUGGGUUUGAAGGCCUGGUUUUCAUACGCAAACGCCGGUAUGAUGAGAGCCCUUUCCUAUUGAGAUUGCGCGAAGAGAGCAAUGAGCACUCACGAGGCCCCACAAAGGCGCCUGGAAAUGCCAAGGUAAUGCAAUCAGAGCUGGGGUUUGCUGCCUUGCUGAGGCUCAGAAAACUGAAGCAAGCUUCAUCUGCAAACUCUGCUGAGCCUGCUGGUGAUGAUGAUGUUGCUGAGCCUGACAGUGCAUAUGAGUAUGAUUACCAAGAGGUGCACGGUUGGUGCCCUACUUGGUUGCAUGCGCUGGAUAGGACAACUCAGGAGAACAUUGCGGAAACUCAGAGACAGGUGCAAGAUUCGGUAGUGUUGCCUGAGAAGCUUCUUCAAAGCUUCAAGCUCUUGAGUGAUGUGGUUUGCUCGGAUGCCUACAGUUCGAAUGUUGCAGCUGAGCGGAGCUUGCAAAGUGAGGCGCCAUCUUGGACAAAGAGUCACAAUUUUUGCCUACUGCACAAAGCCGCAUCAGUUCAGGCAGCGCAGUUCAAACUCGUGUCAGGUCAUGUUUCGGGCUUGUUGAGCAUCAGUUUGUCCAUGCAGGCAAGUGGUACUACUGCCUUUCUUCAAGAUACUCUAGCAGAAAUUCUGCGCGACAAGUUGGAAGUCCGGUAUGGUGACCCCCCGGCGCAAUAUCGAAGUCACCAAGAAGCCAUCCAUAACUUGUUUCUGCCCACUGGACCAGACAGCAAUUCAAGCUUGCUGCAUCAGAAGCAGCGGGCAAUUCUCAGUCAUGUCUUCAAUGGUGAUCUGCAAGAUGACAGUCGCAUUGUUUUUUGGACAAAGAACACAGACUUGGUGAAGGAUCGUUUAUCAAAGUGGCUGGGCGGCGAGCUCACUAUCGAAUGGGCUGGCCUGUUAGCCAGCUACCAUGGCUUGCUGUUGCCUCUGGUUCAGGGCUGGAUUUCUAAGACUUCAGAUAUUCCAAUUGGCCCCAAGCCACCCUCCGCGCCCAGUGAACGUGGCGCACAGACUGGCUGGGCUGCUCUUGCAGACCGCCUUGAACUGGAAACAGAUCCUUCUGGGCAUGUUGACGCUGGCGCUCUUCCUUCUGUUGAUUUGCCACAGCAGGAACCUGCUAAAGAUGAUGUCAAUCCAGACGUAUCUUGGGCAGAGUUCAACAAGGCGAACAAGCGAAAAGCAUUGGCGUAUGUUCGCACAAAGCCUGCUGAGGUUCUGGUUCUCAUGCGCAUUUGCAUGAGAGCCAGCCUCCGUCUCAUUUUUGUUCUCGUGCAUGUGGCUUCUGUCGUGUUUGCGCGAGAGCAGCUGUUGAAGGCUUCCAAAGGUCAGCCUCGAGCUCAUCGUGUCUUGGAGGUCUUGUCAGGGAGGGUGCAGGCAAUUUUCCAGGAUGAAAUUGCAGCUUCCAUGUCUUCGUGUUUUCCAGGCAUGGCAAACACAGGCCGCAGAGAGGCUAUCCGGGUGCUGGCUUUUCGCAUGCUUUCCGUCAGCCUUUGUGCCGCUCAGCAGUUGGUUUGGCGCUUGGCUGGUAGCUCCUCCGUGGUGCUAUUCAAUUCUUUGGUGAAUGGGGUUGAAGAACUCAUGGCUAUGGGCCCAUGCUUGUAUGAUGAGCUGACAACCAGAAUCAUGAGCUUGUUUCCCUCAAGAGGCAGGCUAGCUUCGGAAGAGUGUCAACAAAUCUUGCACACGCUAGCCCAUCAUUUCCAAAUCGACAUUUUGGAUAUGGAGCGCAAACACAGCUCCAUUCGUAGGACCCUCCAGAGCAAGUCCUUGCACACCUGGGCCACAAGUAUGUCAGCAGCCUCAGCCCAUUGGGUGGUUAAUGCAGUCAAUUUGUUGCGGCGCCCUUUUCAAGCCAAGAAAGAAAAGAAAGAGCGCCGCAAGAAGGAGAAAAGGCAAAUACAGGGUGGUGGCCCAUGGAGAGCAUUUCUCCAUAUUAAUGCCAAGACAAAAAGCAUGCGUUGGAACAGUGCUUACAUGCGCCAAAUGUCAAAUGAAUACAAAGCUGCGAUGAGAGGGCCUGACGCGGACAUGUUCAGACAUUUGGGCGUUUUGGGAUCACUGGCAAGCAGAGCGGGGAGAAACAGUUUUCAGAGGCCUCCAAGAGCCCGAGAACAGGCCUCUCGUGCUGCGCAGAACACUGGACUGGCCUUGGACGCUGCAGAGGCUUUUGAUGAAGAGCUUGAGGCCUCUUUGGCAAAUAUCCGAAUCAAAAGCAGGAAAGGCACCAUGGCGAAAAACAAGGCAGGUGCAGCUGCUGACCAAGAGGUUGAGGGGGUGUCCGCUGCCCUUGCACCGGCUCAUGCAGAUGGCUUGGCGAAGCAGAAUCCUUUGUCGAAUCAACUGGGCAAUGCCUUCAUUUUCACUCCUGGCAAACCAGCUGUGGCUGAGUUUCGUGUUCCUGCAGAUCGUUUUUGUCAGGAGAUUUUCAAGCCCACCUUCCGUGAGCAGUCGGGUCAUGGUGAAGGAGUUGCAAGCAUGCUGGACAGCAGUUGGAGCCAAAGAUGUUGCUUGACCAAGCAUGCCGAAUCGCCAGUGCUAGAUUGCCGGCACUCAUUCAAGACGUCCGCUUGCUGCGCCUUGUGCUUCUGCGUUCAUCGAGGUGAUGGGUUGAAAGCGUAUCAGUUUCAUCUUAAGAUUGCAAAGUUGCUGAAGCCAUACUUCAGGGCCGUUCGCCAGAAAAGGAAGAGGCAAAAUGAGGAAACAGCCCCAGCAGAUGCCAAGAAGAAAAAACCAGUGUAUCCAGAGGCCCGCAAGUUGUUGGACAGCGCCAUGAUCAUUAUGCGUCUGAGCACUGGCAGUGAUGCGGUUUCUGGAAACAGUGAGGCUGAGGCUGAGCCUGAGCCAUGUCAGGGUGUAUCUCCAGCUCCAUGGGGUUCGGUGGCUCAGAAAAUUCUGUGCAAGCAAGGCCUGGGAACUGAGCAUCGGCCCUCUCAGGAGCAUUGGCUUCACAUUGGGUACAUGAACAUGACCACACACAUGUUCAGUGUUAUGCAGCUUCUACCGAUUUCACCGAAGGACAAUGACGCUACUGGCCAGGAUGUUGUGUCGUUGUCUGCCAGGGUGUCCACAGGUAUUCGUGCCUGGCGUUCCAUGGAGUUUUUCAAGCAGCACCUGGACUUCAAUCUUGUUUGGCAUGUGAGGCUUUACAGGAUUCUGUCCACAGACAAGUUUCUGACUGCUACUGAGAUGGCGCCUUCCAUUGUUCAGGCUCGAGUUUGUGCAGAGGUCCCUGAGCUUCGUUGUUGGCAAGGUUGGAGUGAAGAGGAGAAGGCUUUGGGCAGUGGCCAUCAAGGCGGUGGUGGAGGGGGAGGUGGACCAGGGGGAGGUGGACCUCCAGGUGGGAACAGCAGGCCAAAGCCUCCCAAACCACAAAAUCAGCUGGAAGAUGCAGCUGAAGAACAGCCGCAUCCUGCUGCCGGCAUUGGUGAUUGGUCAGAUGACGAACAACCAGUUGGUGCAGGUGGGCCUGUGGAUGCUGCUGCGCAUGCACAUGAGCUGGAGCUCAUGGGUCGUGCAAGUGAUGAUGAUGAAGUUCACUCAUUGCCGUCAGAUGCUUCAGUAGUGGAUGAUGCCACUGUGGCCGAACAAGUUGCUGAAGCCCUUGCAGCAGAAGCAGAACCGCUGGAGGCAGCAGGGGCAGGACAGGCUCUACACCUCCCUGCUGCUGCUGCUGCUGCUGCUGCAGACGACAUGCUUCCGCCAGCUGAUGUUGCGCCUCCUCUUGUCCCAAAGGCAAAAGCAAAGGCCGCUCCACGUUCUGGAGGUGAACUGAGUGGGGAGGCUGUGUUGCGCCUGAAGGUGCCUGGAGGUACACUGGUCUAUUAUGAGCACACCAAAGAUGUGACAGCUUAUUGUGAUAGACACCCAGAAUGUCGAAAGACAAGAACCACUCGGCCAGGGAACAAGCGAGGUCAAGGAAGACCGCUGGGUUUCCUGUUGGCUUGGCUGGGCAAGGCAGCAGACUACACAAAUCAGAGCACUCACGUACACAGGUGCCGUGUGACUUUGGAAGAUCGCCGUGCAGGCCGAAUGUUGCUGAUGCUUCAAGAAGGGUGGGAGACUCUGGGAAACAAGGAGCGACCACAGAGAGCCGAUGAAGCAGAAGAGGAACCUGAGCAUUUCACAUGA